UCCGAUAGUUUUAAGUCGGUGAUGAGUGAGUGAUGUAGCACUGGGGUUGCUUCUUCUUCUUACAAAAUUGGAUUCCGACCCUAUCACCACUUCAGCUGAUGAGCUUCCGAGAGUGAGUGAGUGAGUGAGUAUGUCUGGUGAUGAAUUUUCUUGUAUGAGUGGAAUUAUUUCACUUUGUUACAAUCCUCUCUCUUUGGGAAGCACUAUCUAUGGAUUCUUAGUACAGAACUUCCGGAAUUGGUUUAACGUGCCCUAAUUGAAUAACUGGAAUCGGGGUCUUGAGGUAGUCUCCACAGCAUGGUCUAAAUAAGUACAAGUCAAAUGUAAAGUAUCUUAGGCCCACAAAUGAGCAUGUUGUCUGCCUCAGUGGGAGAUGAGAAUAGUCUUAGCGCCGGGGAAUAAUUUUAGGAAUAAGUUUCUUCAUGAAGCAAAUGACCCACUUAGCAGCCAUCUGUCUUAACACGGGUUGCGCAGUUAUUGGCGAAAUGCAUUCUGGCUCGCCUUUGGCAGUGGAAAUAGUAUCCUGGCUUAAACCCCAGGAAAAAGAUUAUAGUGGGUAGAGUUGUUCGAAUUUGUUGGGUUUUCCGAGAGGAGAGUCUAAAUUGUUGUGGAUCUUUGAGAAUCGCCUGCGUGAUGGUUUUGCUGGUUUGGUAAUGCUCGCGAAGACAUGGUUGUUGACAGACAAGUAGCCAUCGUUGUGUUCGUGCAAUUUUACAGACACUUCCGGUUGGAUUAAACGAGACGGCUUUGUAAAGAUCGAUUUUUGGGGGUGAGAAUUAUGGGCAGAGGGAACGAUGUCGAGGCAGGGACGAUGUCGCAGGGGAACACAAGCCUUUGGAAAGUGCAUGCAGCAUUAUUGGUGGCGCAACUGUUGUCAGGAGGGUACUAUGUUGUAACAAAAGUUGCGCUUGUGCAUGGAAUGAACCGGAUUGUGCUGAGCCUAUACCGCGACGUUAUUGCACUUUUGAUCCUGUUUCCUGCUGCUCUUAUCAUUGAAAGAUAUAACCCCUUCAAGCUUUCAUGGAGGGUAGUUGCCAGACUUUUCCUGCUGGGAUUGAUUGGAAUCUUUGGAAGUCAGUUCUUAUUAUUCAUCGGCAUUGAGCGGACCACUGCAGAGUUUUCUGCGGCGCUUCAGACUUCAGUUCCCGUCCUCACGGCUGGCAUUGCGAUUCUGUUGGGGGUAGAGAGACUGCUUCUGCAGAGGAGAGACGGUCGAGCAAAAUUAGCAGGAAUCACUUUGUGCUGUGCAGGUGCAAUAUUCAUGACAUUCUACAAAGGACCCCCUGUUCUGGGUUGGUUCAACCCAAACACACUAGAAGCUGCACUUGAACCUGAUUCCAUACAUGUCAAAUUAGAACUAUAUGGCAGCCAUUGGAAUUGGUUUGAAAUUGAUGGGUGGAAGCUCGGAGCUAUUUGUUUGAUUGGAAAUUGCCUAUGUAUGGCAAUUUUCAUCAACCUGCAGGCAUCUUUGCUGAAGCAAUUUCCAGCACCAAUUUCAGUGGUUGCUUAUUCUUAUUUUUUCGGGGCAAUAAUCAUGGGCAGUGCAAGCUACUUUCUAGUCCAUGACUCCUCUGCCUGGAUUCUGCGCUGGGAUAUUGACCUAUUAGCUGUCUUGUACAACGGGAUAAUCUCAUCUGCCUUGUAUUUUGCUCUCAUGACUUGGGCACUCUCCAAAGUGGGUCCUGUCUUCGUCGCCAGCUACAUCCCCUUGCAACCGAUUUCUUCAGCACUGCUUGCACUCAUCUUUUUGAAAACCAUCGUGUAUUUGGGAAGUGUGUUGGGGACACUCUUGAUCAUUCUAGGUUUGUUGCUGGUCUCUUGGGCUCGCGAAGAGGCAAUGAGGUUAGCUGCCCUCUCGGCCAUUGUGGAGCGCAGUAAUCGAUUGCCUAAAGCUACAGCAGAAGCUCUUGUUCCAGGACUCAGGGCACCCCUUCUCCAGGUCUAACCUAACUCCAACAUACCAGAAUCAUCAGGACAAGCAUUUUUAAUUCUGCGAGAGCAGUGACUCGGCAAUUUGCUUUCCAGAUUGCUAAAGCUCUUUUCCAUGAAUGCCUUCAGUUUGUAGGUACAGUUCAAGCCAGAAUAAUGGUCUCAGGUCAAUCUCAAAUUUUCAGUUUGAGUGUACACCACUAGAAUUGUUGUAGAAAUUACCACUUUAGGAGAUGGAAGUAUAAUACUAGAUGGUUGAUUCAGAUGCUUCUAAGAAGCUUCAGUAGAGGGAAUUGUUGGAUGUUCAAGCAGGUUUUAAAAAUUAGAAAUGUUGAGAUUGUAGGAUACAUGGGUAUCAGCGUUAUUUUUCUAGGUUUGGGAGUUUACUCCAAGAGCUUGCCAGAUCUGCUACAUUUGAUCCAGGUCUCUCUGUCCGUAGAUAUAAAAUUUGUUAGUAUAUGUUAUUUCAUUUCUUUUCAACCUGAAUGAUUAUUGAGGGUGAGAUAUUGCAUAUGCUCUUGGAAAAAACACGAUA
Physcomitrium patens is the source of this 2464-nucleotide messenger RNA. Its product is annotated as WAT1-related protein At3g45870. The record is from RefSeq and is a predicted model, not a curated record. Lineage: Eukaryota; Viridiplantae; Streptophyta; Bryopsida; Funariales; Funariaceae. Gene Ontology annotation, cellular component: membrane. Gene Ontology annotation, molecular function: transmembrane transporter activity.